AUGGCGUCGCCUGAGUCGGAGCAACCCGCCGCCGACCAACCCGCCGCCACUCCCAGCGUGGCUACACCGCUUGACGCGCCACCUUCAGCUGUUGAGAUUGGUCCUACCCAGGUGCUGCACCAGCAGCAACAACUCACCCCAGAACACCCUCAAGGCGAUGAAAUUCGACGUCAGGUCGAGUACUACUUCUCAGACGAGAACCUCUCAUUUGACCGCCACCUUCUCGAGAAAUGUCAAGGUCGCCUCAACCUGCCCGUCCCAAUCAGGUCAAUAUGCGGCUUUCCCAAGAUGCGGCGGUACAAGCCUUAUCUCCAGGUCGUCGAGGCUCUUAAGAAGAGUGUUUUCUUGGAUGUAGUCGAAGGCAACAAGAUCAAGCGCAAGCUUCCCCUCAUGGGCAAGACUGUCCUCGAUGGGCCCGAUGGCGACGAGUCCGACGUCGAUGAUGCGUCGGACCAAGAGAAGCGUCAGCCCGAACCUCAGCCCAAGAAAGGCAAGGAGCCCCGCCGCCCAGCGCAGCAGCCGAAGGUAGAGAAGCCCGUCGGCUUCAACAAGCCGCAUGGAUUCGAGGAAUUCUUCGCCGAUGCCCCGGUCACCCCCGCCGAGUUCCAAGCAGAAGUGGGCAUGUACGACCCAGGCAUUUCCUUCCGAUUACGGAUGGAAUGCGCCAUCCAGCGCUACAAGUCAAGGCGUAAAAUGCACCAGCAUUUUCUCAACGUCUUCGCCAAGUUCAUGAGGUAUGGUGGCGUUGACCAAAGCCAGCGCCAGUUCACAGGUGGCGUGAAUGACAAGGAGCUGGAGGAUCGAGAUGCGCAGGACAUUGCUCUCAUGAUGGCCAACCAUACUAUCGAUACGGAUAAGGAUGACGAGGAGAAGUGGCCUGUCGCCUUUGAGGAAGUCGCCAAGGGCUUUCUAUCUUCCGAGUGGCCGAACCUAGUGUUCUACAACAUGGCUGAGAUACGUCUCGCAUGCACAGUCUUGAGGAAUUUUUACAACUACCUGUUACACCACGACGUUUGCCCGGAGCACAAGGAAGACAUCUACGCUGCGCGCAAACUCUGCAGUGCAGCUGAGUCAGAGUUUCCGAUGGUCAUCGAAGCGUCAGCUAAUCUGCCGGGCGACCUCAAUGUCGCCUGCAGCAACCUUUUUGAUGGCUUCUACAAGGAUAAGUUCGUUAGGAUUGGAGACUGGGAUGACUUGGAAGAACCUCACAUGCGGGGAAAGUUCUCCGAGCACAGCAUGGAGAAGUCCAGUAUUAUCCUGAAGGCUGCCAUCCUCGCUCACGGGACCGAUGAACAGAUUGAGACCCUCGAGAAGGCCUUUGAUGGCAUAACCUGUACUGACGCGACCGAAAGCAUUGGGCUUGAGGUCACUGGGGUUGAGAUGCCUUCUUCAGAUGCUCUUGAGACCUAUGCAGCUCUGAAUGCCCACAGUAAGGGCAGGCUUGAAGUCAAGCCUGUCGGUAAGCUCCACUGCAAGUCCUGGGAUAUUUCGGACUUCACCACUUUUGAUCUUGACGAGGGUUAUGCCAAGGAGCUCCUGGAUGAUCAGAAGAACAGAAGGUACGAAUUCUGGGUCGAAACGGACAUCUUGCAAGCCUGCUUCGUAGGUAUGAAGAUGCAGGCCGCAGUGCGCACCCUCAGCCUGGGCAUACAGGUGUUGGAUCAGGUUCAAGAGGUGUUCUGCUCUUUCUACACCUAUCUGGCCAAUGAGCUCAUGUGGAAGUGGAAGGAGCCCGUCUUCAACGCCGAUGGGCCACCGGAGACCACGACUAACGGUGAUGAGGAUGACAGCGAUGAGCAGCCGGGAAAUUCUGCAGUUUAG
Molecule: messenger RNA, 1821 nt
Organism: Diplodia corticola
Lineage: Eukaryota; Fungi; Ascomycota; Dothideomycetes; Botryosphaeriales; Botryosphaeriaceae
Product: argonaute sirna chaperone complex subunit arb1
Exons: 3
Coding region: 1-1821 (606 amino acids)
Biological process (GO): regulatory ncRNA-mediated gene silencing
Cellular component (GO): nucleus; ARC complex
Molecular function (GO): mRNA binding
Source: RefSeq, a predicted model, not a curated record